GUUUGUCUCCUUCACUUUGUCCUGUAGCAGUUAGUGUCAAAUCAGAAACCCAGGACACACUAAAGCUUCUGCUUUCGUUUUGCAUCAGCGUUUUAUUUUUGUCUAAACAACAGCAACAUCCUCGAUAUAAUGGCUGUUCCUCCUGCAUACUCAGACCUGGGAAAAGCGGCCAAGGAUAUUUUUAGCAAGGGUUACGGUUUUGGGAUUGUUAAACUGGACCUCAAGACUAAAUCUCAAAAUGGAGUGGAGUUCAACACAUCUGGAUCCACCAACACAGACACGGGAAAAGCCGGCGGGAGUUUGGAGACCAAAUAUAAGAUGAAGGACCUGGGAUUGAGUUUGAACCAGAAGUGGAACACAGACAACAUGCUCACUACAGAAGUGUCUGUGGAAGACCAGCUCGCGGAGGGGUUGAAAGUGUCCCUGGAUACGUCUUUCGUACCAAACACAGGCAAGAAGAGCGGUAAACUGAAGACCGGCUACAAGCGUGAAUUUGUCAACGUGAACUGCGACAUUGAUUUCGAGGGUCCAGUUGUGCACUCUGCAGCGGUUCUGGGAUAUGAAGGCUGGCUCGUGGGCUACCAGAUGGCGUUUGACACGGCCAAGUCUAAACUGGUGCAAAACAACUUCGCUCUGGGAUACAAGGCCGGAGACUUCCAACUUCACACCAGUGUUAAUGACGGAGCUGAGUUUGGAGGAUCUGUCUAUCAGAAGGUCAGCGAUCAGCUGGAGACGGCCGUCACUUUGGCCUGGACCUCCGGCAGCAACAACACACGCUUUGGAGUUGCUGCAAAGUACCAGCUAGAUAAAGACGCCUCGUUGUCUGCCAAAGUGAACAAUGCCAGUCUGAUUGGAGUUGGUUACACUCAGAGUCUUCGACCUGGGGUGAAACUCACUCUCUCGGCCUUGAUCGAUGGAAAAAACUUCAGCACAGGCGGACACAAAGUCGGACUGGGUUUUGAGCUGGAAGCGUAGCUGCCGUAGUGCAAAAGGCACAGAAGAAGAGAGACCCGGUCCUCACGUUGUUCCCUCCUACAUCAUACACUAGCACUCGAUGACUAAAAACACUUAGCGGCAUGUUGAUGGGAUUUGCAAGUCUGUGGGAGAUGAUUGAUUCAAUAUCAGCCGGUCGUAAGAUCUGGCCUUCUAAGGGAAACGUUUGCCGAUCACAUGAUUUAUUUAAUGAAAGCCGUAUAUUUAUAUAGAGCACCUGCAGUGAGCCAAAUUAAGUAGCGGUAGAUUUGCGAGCUUGGAGUGUUUCUCUGCUGAUGUUAGUGCAUGCUAAGCACUUGAUUUAUCGCGUUGGUGAGCGGACGUCAUAAAUAUGCAUGGUGGUAGUUGAGGUUAUUUCUCAGGAUGCUGCAUUAGAGUGAUGUUGCACUUCUAGGGCUUUAGGCUUUACAGGAAACCAAACAGACAGCAUGUGUAUUUCUAGAGCUUGCAGUACAACCCUUUUCACACUCAUUGAUGGUUAGACAGCAACUCUGUAUUGUGGGACAAAACGCCGCUAGCAAACCAUUUCAAAAGUGUUUUGGUGUACAAAUGAGAUUUUUGUGCAUUGAACUCUUUAUGGGCACAGAUAUCAAUGCGUUGUACAUACCAUCUGUUUUUCCAAUAUUACUAUUAUAUAUAUAUAUAUAUAUAUAUAUAUAUAUAU
This is a messenger RNA of Labeo rohita (rohu), 1657 nucleotides long. RefSeq names its product Voltage-dependent anion-selective channel protein 2-like. Gene Ontology annotation, biological process: monoatomic anion transmembrane transport. Lineage: Eukaryota; Metazoa; Chordata; Actinopteri; Cypriniformes; Cyprinidae. The record is from RefSeq and is a predicted model, not a curated record. The transcript has 9 exons. Gene Ontology annotation, molecular function: voltage-gated monoatomic anion channel activity. Bases 130 to 975 code for a protein of 281 amino acids. Gene Ontology annotation, cellular component: mitochondrial outer membrane.